Branchiostoma floridae (Florida lancelet) is the source of this 852-nucleotide messenger RNA. Its product is annotated as galactose-3-O-sulfotransferase 3-like. Gene Ontology annotation, biological process: glycolipid biosynthetic process. The transcript has 3 exons. Lineage: Eukaryota; Metazoa; Chordata; Leptocardii; Amphioxiformes; Branchiostomatidae. Gene Ontology annotation, cellular component: membrane. The record is from RefSeq and is a predicted model, not a curated record. Bases 127 to 570 code for a protein of 147 amino acids. Gene Ontology annotation, molecular function: galactosylceramide sulfotransferase activity.
GCCCCCAUAUGGUCUAGUGAACACCUAAUUACUUCACAUGUCAAAGACUAUCGAAGUUCACAUGACCAACUUUUUGGUUGCUCUUGUUACUUGUUCCAGGCCCUGGAGACCGAUUUCACGUUAGUGAUGAUAACAGAACGGCUGCAUGAGUCUCUGGUGUUACUGAAGCGACUGAUGUGCUGGAGACUACAGGACAUCCUCUACUGGCCGUGCCAGGACCCUGACUACUCUCUUAGACUGGACAACAACCCCGACAGCCGAGCCAAACACAGGAAAUGGAGCUCAGCAGACUACAUGCUGUAUGAACAUUUCAACAAAACACUGCAACGCAAAAUCUCCAAACAAGGGAAGGACUUUAUGGAUGAGGUCAGCCAUUUUACAACAGUCCUCAGUGAUGUAUGUGAGUACUGCCAGUCUAACCAGAAGACUUACUUGGUGGUGGCGGCUUCUCUGUGGAACCAGGAGUUUGUCUUGUCUCGAGACUACUGCAGGAGGAUGAAGAUGAACACUCAACAGUACCUCAACGUCUUCAAGACGUCUUAUCAGAACCUCUGGCCAGGAACACAAUGAAGAAACUUUGCCCCAUCUAGCUCGUCAGAACCUAACUGAUAUUUUCUCAGGAGGUGGAGUCUGUGGAUCCAAUUGGCAUCAAAUCCAUUGCUGGGUGAAUCCAAAUUUGCAAAGCCUGAUAUAAGCUGGGUCUGGAUACCUUUAUGUAGUUUUGAGUACUAGUAUGAAGUUUACAUUAUGGGCAUCAAUGGCUGUCAGAAGUGACAGAUCAUGACAAUCAAUUUCCAAGCAACUGGUCCUAGAUUUCAACAGAAACAGUCAUUGACCAGACUGUGUUCAUCA